AUGAAGACCUAUACUAUCCUCGCCAUUGCCGCCCAGGCUGCGGUUGUCCUCGCCAACUGCAAAGUCCAGCUUCUCGAUGGCAACAGCUUUCAGCUUGGCACUGCCUGCAUACCCAAGGGCGGACAGGGCCACAUCACCGUCAACGGUCGUAACUGGUUCAUCGAUGCGACGACCAGCUGCGGGCUGAGCUUUAUCAGCACCCAGAACCCCCCUUCCGGAUGGCAGCUCAAGUCCCUCGGCAGCUGCUGA
Colletotrichum paranaense is the source of this 249-nucleotide messenger RNA. RefSeq lists its product as uncharacterized. The transcript has a single exon. NCBI's taxonomy places the organism in Eukaryota, Fungi, Ascomycota, Sordariomycetes, Glomerellales, Glomerellaceae. The coding region runs from base 1 to 249 and encodes 82 amino acids. The record is from RefSeq and is a predicted model, not a curated record.